[Torrubiella] hemipterigena is the source of this 1693-nucleotide messenger RNA. Lineage: Eukaryota; Fungi; Ascomycota; Sordariomycetes; Hypocreales; Clavicipitaceae. The record is from the annotation of a GenBank genome assembly.
GCGGGGCUCUUACGUGCAGCAACAUUGACGUACUUGACUGCAUCACAGCAAAUGUUCUUAUUUUUAUUGCUGUUUUUUGAGGAUCUUCGUCUUAUUGAAAACAUUUAAUGCGACAAAUUGUUGCACGAUUCGCCAGAAUGUCCGUCACCACAAACCUCAACGUGCAAACGUUCCCCCGCCCGCCACGCCUGGAGAAGAUCGGCCGACAUCUCCAAAUCAAGUUCCAUGACCAGCUCGUUGUCGAUACAAAGGAUGCAUACUGGGUGCUUGAGACACACCAUCCACCAACAUACUACAUUCCUCCCGACGCGGUCAAGGUCCCGCUGGAAAAGACAAGCCGCCAGAGCUACUGCGAAUGGAAAGGAAUGGCCGCCUACUACAGUCUCACAGUUGGCGACGACAAGGUGUCCAAUCGCAUCUGGGCCUACCCGCAGCCAACCAAGGGCUUCCUCCCUAUCCGCGACUACCUCUCCUUCUACGCGGAUCCCUGGGACUGCUAUGUCGACGGCGAAAAGGUCGAGGCUCAGCCCGGCGACUUUUACGGCGGCUGGGUGACAAAGGACGUUACAGGCAUUGUCAAGGGAAGAAAUGGAAACUGGGAUCCCGUGGUUUGAUUGGUUUUUCUAUAACUACUAUAGAGUUUCCACAGACGACGCGGCGCCAGGCACCCAGUUAGUAGGCAACACAGGUUUGAUCGACCUGUAAGACACGGUUAGCCAAAUCCCAGGGUAAUUUGACCCAAAAGGCUUGAAUGUUAUUACACAGUUUAGGCGCAUGUUGGGGCAACAUUCAAAGAGACGGUAGUCGCAUCGGCCGCCGGCCUCACUGCACAUGGGACGACGUUCAAAGACGUCGCUGGCCGUGAUGAGGCUAGCCAUGAGACCGAGGACAGCAAAGGUGAUUCUCAUUGUGUAUAGUGGAUAUAUCUUGACAGAGUACAAAUAUCUACAGCAAAAUCGCACAGGUUCUCAAGCGCAGCAUGCGCAGGCUUUUAUAGACGCGCCGGCAGCUACUCCCCCAAAGACAGCCUCAGCUGCCGCCUCGAUUCUCUCGCGUCUCUUCGGCCUGUCGCUCUUUGAUUCCGCGUAAUCCGGGGCUCUGGCUGUAAUAAAGACAGCCUUUAGUCUGACUUGCAUAUUCGUGAUACUCCAGUUUGCUCGUUGUCUGCUCGUCGAUGCACCAAAUGAGGCUAGAUGGGACGGCGCCUCCCUCAGCUGAGAUGCAGCACCGCGGGGGUGGCGCUGCGAUUCACGCAAAAUCCGGCAUCUUUUGCUAUGUAAAGGAGGUCAUUCCUUAUAUGUUCAUUUGGUGGCGAGCCAAUUUAUAUUUGAUUUCUUACGUUAUAGCCGUGGUUGUGUAGGCUAGAGUUGGGCGCCACCUCGACAAAAGUCCAAUCUCGUGCUAACCUAUAGGGUUGCUCGACGACAGAAGCCGUGUCCCAACCGUCCGACACUUGCGGUUUUUAUCCUAUUUUCUUCAUGUUGCCUAUAGAAAUCGCAUGCGCGUAUUUAUAGCCCGGGAUAUAAAUAGUCAUAACCACGCAAUUCGUCCCAAUGCAAUAGAUACAACGAGCAAAGCUAGCAACAUGACUUCCCGAAAGUAGCACGUGUGGUAGGAAGCACACCCACAAUACAUAGAUACAAAAUGUAAAACUUACUGCUAUAUAUUCCACAUAGUCUAUACAUCCAUGCCG